Echinostoma caproni is the source of this 774-nucleotide messenger RNA. The record is from the annotation of a GenBank genome assembly. Lineage: Eukaryota; Metazoa; Platyhelminthes; Trematoda; Plagiorchiida; Echinostomatidae.
AUGAGUAGGCGAGAAGAGAGACAUCACGCUAAAGAACGAACCUACGAGAUCCCGAGAAGUUCUAGAAACGCAAAUAACUAUGCAGCAGUAGGGGAACGUGGCACACCCAGAUGUCCCAUGUGUCGCUUAAGUCACGAGUUAUCCCCGUAUGAGAAAUUUGUGCAACUAGGAGUUCCGGACCGUUGGGAAGCAGCCAAGAGGAAUAGAGCCGUGCUAGAUGCAGUGAAAACGGGUGUCAAGGAUGCCACCAUACUCUUGCAUUCUAAAGAGAAACCCAGUUACCGGCAUCCCAAAAACCCAGCGGGGGUGGUGAAGGCGAUGGCGUUUAUUGACAACGAAUCCGAUGCCACGUUGACCACUAAGCGCUUCGCCGUAAGAAACAACAUCACGACCCUACCAUCCUCUCUGACGAUCAGCACGGUGAACGGUACCAAGGCGACAUCCGCUGAUCAGGCAAACGUGACGUUGGUUUCGCUAGAUAAUGGUGAACGAGUAGAGGUGACGGUAGCUUUCACCAUCACCGACUUGCCAUGGCGAGCAGUUAAAUCGAUCAGGGAAUUAUCAACGCUCUGGCCGUACUUGCGAGACCUACAUCUCGAAGAGGCCGACUCUCCCGAAGUCGAUNGAAGUGCACUGGGUCCUGGAUCAGAGACUGGGCGCCAGGAAAGAACCAUAUGCUGCUUGGGUGGCCGUUGUUUGGACCGCCUCAUGCGACAAACCGUAAGCCGUUAUCAGUUAGCUUCACCACUAUCACCGCUAGCAACCAUAAGGUAG